Musa acuminata subsp. malaccensis (wild Malaysian banana) is the source of this 2118-nucleotide messenger RNA. RefSeq lists its product as uncharacterized. The record is from RefSeq and is a predicted model, not a curated record. Lineage: Eukaryota; Viridiplantae; Streptophyta; Magnoliopsida; Zingiberales; Musaceae.
GAUAUCGUAAUAGCGAGAGGAGGGUUCGGCUUCGCUUCUGGAUCGAGCUGUUUCUCUCCUUCGCUUCCUCUUCCCCUCCGGUUCUUCACUGUUCUUCUUCUUCUUUUGGGGUUUGGUUGUCGGAAUGAUGGGGAUUUGGUUCGCAUUGGGCGGAUCUGAGUGGCGGCAGUAACAUCGGAUUGAGGGAGGAGGAGGUAACUGAUGGGAUCUGGCAGUAGCAAGAACGCGGCGGCGUCGUCUUCGUCGGGUGGCGUCCGGAAGCUGAGAUCGACAGGAGUUAGGGUCUUCAACUCCUCCUUCUGCUUCGGUCUCUCCUCUAUUCAGAAGAUAGAAGAGAAUGGGAGGCCUAAGCACACUGUUUGUGCUGAAGUAGCGAGCAAAUCAAGCGGUGGAAAUGAUGAUGGUUGUGACAAAGUUGAACUUGCUUGUCAUGGUAAGUUGCCCUGCUCACAUUCUUCUGAUGGUGAACAAUGUGGAGGAGAUAAUGGGGGUAUAGAGCAGAUUGAUUUGGUUCCCAGCAGCAAUUCUGAAACAAAUGCUGUAGCUGAUGCAUCAUCAAACACUUCAGUUAGGUCAUGUUCUCAUUUGAACUUUGUCCCAGAUGAUAUCAACUUUAGGCUCAACAGAGCAGUCAGUUUGGGUUCAUCCGAGUCCCAUCCUCUGUUCUCUGCUGCUGUCUCUGACCUGAGAAGUGAUGCAGGAGAACAUGCUUUAGUAAAUCUUCAUAGUUCUAUGAAUAGAAAUGAUACACAAUCUCUGGAACCAAGCUCUUCCCAAGAUGCAGCUCGAAUUAAUGCAGGCAGAGAUGCUACAAUUAGUCUAUAUUCUAAUAGGAGCUUUGUAGAAUCCAGAAAUACAAGGCAUUCUCAUAGAAGGUUUGGACCUGAAGAACCUUUGGAAGGUAGCAUACGAUUUAGUAGAACACUAAGUGUUGGAAGGCUCCGAAAUAGAGUUCUAAGAAGGACUCCAUUCUCUGAUGGCUUGUUUGGUCCUGCUUUUCUGGAAGAUAGGCCUGUGUGGUCCAGCGAGCAGGCUAGUGGAAGACAAACCUCUGGUGGUGCAGGAAGAGCACCUUCUUCUUCCCGGAGGACUAGUGAACUGUUGCCUGAUUCCUCUAGUAGUGUACCUUAUCAAAUUGCUCGAACUAUGGAUACCAACGAUGAUGAUGCCUCAGAUACUCAACGGAGAGUUGGUAAUCAUGAUGUGUUUGAGCACAGAUCAGCUUUCCUCGAAAGGAGAAGAAGAAUAAGAUCUCAGGUUCGUGCUCUUCAACGACUUGGUAGCCGAUUUGAGAGUUUGUUAGGUCAUGAUAGAUCAUGUAUAUUAUCUGGUCAGCAUCGAACAGGUCACUGCACAUGCAGAACAAAUAAUCAAACUGCCAAUCCUGAUGAUAACACAAGCACAAGGGCGAGCAUAUCAAGGAUAGUUAUGCUUGCUGAAGCAUUGUUUGAGGUUUUGGAUGAAAUCCACCAACAGUCUGUAGUUCUAUCUUCUCGACCGUCUUUUUCGUCCAUCGGAUCAGUUCCUGCACCAAAGGAGGUUGUAGAGUGUUUUCCAGUAAAAAUAUAUCGCAAGCCAUCAAAAACCCAAAACGAGGAGGUUGCACAAUGUUAUAUUUGCCUCGUGGAGUAUGAAGAAGGGGAUUGCAUGCGGAUGUUGCCUUGCAAUCACGAAUUUCAUCGAACAUGUAUAGAUAAAUGGUUGAAAGAAAUUCACAGGGUAUGCCCCCUUUGUCGACGGGAUGUUUGCACAAUAGAUGCAUCAAGCAAGUAGAUGCUCAGUUAAAGGAGUCUGAGUGUCCUUCAUGCAACACCAAUCCCUUCUCAGCUACAAAUUUAAAGUGACCUCUAUUUUUUCUGCCCCUUCACUGAACAUUAGAUUAUAUUCAGUGUGCAUCACCUUCAACUUUGGAUCUCCAUUGGCUCUUGUUUUGGUCAAAUCUGUAUGAGUAUCCAAUUAUGAGAUGUACAACGGCACUGUCUGUAUGUACAAACAUUUUGUAGCCAGCAGACCAAGAGAUUCAUUGAUUAGCGUUUUCUGUAAAACUCUCUCUACAAAGAGAUUCCUUGUAUAUUAUUCGUAAUAUUAUGUGAAGGUAGCUUUUAAUUUAUCUAAUUA